CGCCGAACGAGAAGCAGCUGGUGCGGCGACAGUACAGUGGAGCAGCGCAGUGAGACAGUCAUGUGCGUCGGAGUCUCGUAGCGUGCUUCGAGUGUUGUUGUGCCGUGGACGAGCGCGAGGGAGCCGCCAUGCUGACCACCAGCGCCAACCAGUACUUGCACCCGGACUACUUGUCACCGUUACCAACUACGUGGUCGGUGCGCGGCCGGGGUUCGCAGCCGGACAUCCUGGACCCCGACCUGGGCCACGAGCCGCUGCAACAACAGCUCGAUGCGAAGAAGAGUCCGCUGGCCCUGUUGGCGCAGACGUGCAGCCAGAUCGGCGCAGACUCUCCUAGCAGCAAGCCUCUGAUCCCGCCGCUGGAGAAGCAGCCGUCCUCGAAGUCGUCCUCGUCCUCCGCCUCCACGGUGAAGAACGAUUCCUCUACCGGUGGGAGUGGCGGGGCGCGCGACAAGUCUUCGCCGGCGUCUUCGGCGGGCAGCGACUUGAGCGUCAAAUCGAGCUUCAAGCCGUACGAGUCUUCAGUGUCGCAGCAGCACCACCAACAGCGAGACAAGACUGGAUCGCCGCAGGAGGACCGCGCGGGUGCCGCGAGCGGCGGUGGGAACGGUUCUGCCCGGGUGAGGACACCCGCGUCCACCAAGAGCGGCGGCCGUUGCGCCAGCAACCAGAGCGCUUCCUCGCCCAGGUCUUCGCCGGUGGUCGGCCGGAAGACGCCGGCCAGCGCCGCUGCUGCUGCGGCGGCGGCAGCUGUCGCCGCCGCCAGCAGCGCGGCCUCUGACGCAAAGUCGUCGUCGGAGAGUCCGCUGGCUGCGACGACCAAGGUGGGAUUCAGUCCCGUGGCGUCCAGCCUGCUCGACCCGACCGCGUCUUUGAAGGACAUGCCGCUAGGUACUUUCAAGCCGACCGCCUCGUACCUCGGCGCCUUCCCCCACUUCCCCGUCGACCUGAUGGCGGCGGCAGCAGCCGCGGCCGGAGGCGGCGCCGCGGCGCACCUCAAGGGCUCGCCGUACGUGAGCUACGCGCGUAUGAAGACGCCGUCCGGCGUCGACACGCUCGUCCCCGUGUGUAGGGACCCGUACUGCACCGGCUGCCAGCUCAGUUCACAGCUCCUGGCGGCGGCAGCGGCGUCGUCGACGGCGGGCGCCGGCAAGGGGUGCCCGGGGGGCUGCGCGCAGUGCGACCACGCCGGCAAGGCGGCGUUCCUGCCCGCCGCCGCGGCCGCCGCCGCCUACGCCACGGCGCACGCGCAGCUCGCGGCUCUCGCGUCGCACCUGCCGUACGUCUGCAACUGGAUCGGCAGCGCCGCGCCCUCCGCCUCUUCCGCCGCCGACGGCUCGGCCGCUGCGGCGGCGGCUGCUGCCGCGUCCGGCUACUGCGGCAAGAGGUUCGCCACGUCGGAGGAGCUGCUGCAGCACCUGCGCUCGCAUACGGAGGCGGCGGUGUCUCCGCUGUUCGCGCACCGCGCCUACCCCACGCCGCCCCUCAGCCCGCUGGCGACGGCGCGGUACCACCCCUACGGCAAGCCGACCCCGGGCGCCCUGCUGCCGCCGGGGUUCCCGUUGCACCCUCACCCGGGGCUGCCGCCCUACUUCUCGCCAUACUCGCUAUACGGACAGCGGCACCCGUGAAUCGGCGGUCCGCCGAUCGCACUUCAAAUCGUCCCCCGUGGAAGCUACGGGACACUUGUGAAUAUAAAUGUAACCAAAGUGUAUACUGAGGAGUCUGAGCAAGUGACACGGCUCGUCCGAGUGGCAAUUACUUCACUGGUACUUAAAAUCAGUGAGGACAGUAAUAGCGAUUGUACAUUAAAGUACUGAAUGCCUUGUACACUGGAAUGAUUUUUCACUUUACAACACAGUGUUCGCUAUAAUUGUUGAGACAUAUCUCAUGUUUACAGCUGACUUUGUCAAUAAAUAUUUAUCCUAGCAA
Messenger RNA from Schistocerca piceifrons (Central American locust), 1932 nucleotides. Its product is annotated as zinc finger protein Noc-like. The transcript is spliced from 3 exons. Gene Ontology annotation, biological process: negative regulation of DNA-templated transcription. NCBI's taxonomy places the organism in Eukaryota, Metazoa, Arthropoda, Insecta, Orthoptera, Acrididae. The record is from RefSeq and is a predicted model, not a curated record. The coding region runs from base 129 to 1631 and encodes 500 amino acids. Gene Ontology annotation, cellular component: nucleus.